Molecule: messenger RNA, 1834 nt
Organism: Vigna radiata var. radiata (mung bean)
Lineage: Eukaryota; Viridiplantae; Streptophyta; Magnoliopsida; Fabales; Fabaceae
Product: 3-hydroxyisobutyryl-CoA hydrolase-like protein 2, mitochondrial
Exons: 15
Coding region: 149-1360 (403 amino acids)
Biological process (GO): L-valine catabolic process
Molecular function (GO): 3-hydroxyisobutyryl-CoA hydrolase activity
Source: RefSeq, a predicted model, not a curated record
ACCCUCUCGGAUCCCUGUGGAAUGCCGAGGGAAGAACGUUCUUCAACUUCAGAACACGAGCUUCGUAUUUUAAUAAUAACUCUAAACAGUUCAAACAUCAAACACCUUGUCCGCACGCAAAAACUAGGAACCAGAAAGCGAUUCGAAGAUGCAGAGACUCAAAGCUCUGCUACCGCAAACAAGGGCCUCACUUCGCACUAUCUAUUCUUACCAUCGAGCUUUCUCUGCUCAACCAAAUUACGCAGAGCAUGACGAUGACGAUUCUCAGGAGCAGAUUCUAGUCGAAGGAAGAGCAAAAUCACGAACAGCUAUUCUCAACAGGCCUUCUUCGCUGAACUCGCUCAAUGCGUCCAUGGUUGGUCGAUUGAAGAGGCUGUAUGAUUCGUGGGAAGAGAACUCUGACAUUGGAUUUGUUUUGAUGAAGGGUAGUGGCAGAGCUUUCUGUUCUGGUGCAGAUGUUCUUAGGUUGUAUCACACACUCAAUGAAGGAAAUGCCGACGAAGCUGAACAGUUUUUCAAAACAUUAUAUUCAUUUGUAUAUCUUCAAGGGACUUAUCUUAAACCACAUGUUGCCAUUUUGGAUGGAAUAACAAUGGGAUGUGGAUCUGGAAUUUCUCUACCAGGGAUGUUUCGUGUUGUAACAGAUAAAACGUUUUUUUCUCACCCAGAGGCUCAAAUAGGUUUCCACCCAGAUGCAGGAGCUUCUUAUAUUUUGUCUCGGCUACCUGGCUACUUGGGGGAAUACUUAGCUCUUACUGGAGAUAAGCUUAAUGGUGUUGAAAUGAUUGCCUGCGGCCUUGCUACUCAUUAUUCAUUAAAUGCAAGGCUUGCUUUGCUUGAAGAACAACUCGGUAAACUAAUCACAGAUGAACCUUCUGUUGUUGAGGCAUCCCUUGCACAGUAUGGUGAUAUUGUUUACCCAGAUAAGGGCAGUGUCCUUCACAGGAUUGAUACUAUCGACAGAUGUUUCAGUCAUGACACUGUGGAGGAAAUUAUUGAAGCUCUGGAGAAAGAGGCUGUCGAGUCUUAUGACAGUUGGUGCUCGACUACUCUAAGGAGAAUAAGAGAAGCCUCCCCAUUGAGUUUAAAAGUUAUCUUACGAUCUAUACGUGAAGGUAGAUUUGAGACUCUCGAUAAAUGUCUCGUACGUGAGUACCGUAUGUCCAUACGUGGAAUUUCUAAGAAUGUCUCGUCCGAUUUCUUUGAGGGUGUUCGAGCAAGAAUGGUUGAUAAAGAUUUUGCACCAAAGUGGGAUCCACCUAGUUUAAAAGAAAUAUCAGAGGACGUGGUUGAUUACUAUUUCUCUCCAUUAGAGUCUGAACUAGUGCUGCCGACGGCUUUGAGAGAACCUUACAUGUGAAACUACCAUACCUCUUAGCAAUGCACCUCACUAGCAAGAUUAGUUUAUAAACAAUUCCGGACGAAGAGGCGUUGAUGCAGUCGACAAAUGCACCAUCUGCUUCGACCAAAUUUUGGCCAUCAACGGUUCUUGUCUGAUGAACUUCCCAAUGUUCGAAAUAUCAUUGUCCUUGGAUGUGUAGUCAAAUGUUGGCUCCAUAAUAUAAGUGAAAGGAUCGUAUAUGCUUCUUUCGUUGUUUGACUCCCAUUUCAGUUUUAUUGAAAUCCCAGCUGUAUGAAAACCUUAAUCAGGGGGUUCGGUCAUACAAUGGAACUAUACCAGUUUAAAACUAGCCAUGACCAAUGGCAGGGAAGACAAUGUCAACUGUCUGGAACUUGUUUGAGUGAACAUCUCAAAGUGCUUGUUUUUUUAAAGCGUACAUUGGAAGAUUUUUUUUUUUUUUAUCAAGUUUAUAAAAAUGAUUUAUUAUGAACC